CAACCGCGUUUGCUUCUUUCCUUCCGAACCUCCAUCAAUCCGUUCAUUUCACCAAGUGAAGUGUUUACAGCUCAGCGUUUGAAAUGGAUGUUGAUCCCCUUGCCGACUCUGCCCCGCCGCGCUACGCUAUAGAGUCAGACGAAGAAGAUGAAUAUAAUCCAUUACAAAAGUUGUCCUCGGAAACUUCGUCACCGCUAGAGCUGAAAGUGGUUGGUGAUUUAUCAUCGAAUCGUCCUUUAAUCGUGGUGUCUGGGAAUGCAGGCAAAUACUGGGCUAAAGGAAGCUCGCUCGGAGAGCAGACUGGGGCAGUAUACGUUAAUGAUACUCAAGUCGGUCUAGUUUUUACUCCAUCCUGGUCGAAAUCGACAAUAAUCGUAUCCGAGACGUUUGCAAGACUCCCCGUUGUCAACAUGCACUCGUAUGCCGAAAAGUUGGUCGAGCAUUUGAAGCCUUCCAGCAUCGUUCUUCUCGAUACGUAUCCAACACCGAUCUACGUUACUUCACAGCCGAUUGCACUCCAGGAUGCACCAAUCCGCUAUCUUUCUACUCAUCAAGUCGAUCAUACAAUCUCAUCGUUGGCUGAACGCUUCUCGCCUCCAAAUUUUGUGCAUUCCACAACCUCGGCUGCUCUUAUGUCCUAUGUAGCAUCAACACCCCAGACAACGUCGCGUCCCGACUUGAAAGCAACGCUCCUACUUUUGCCUUUCCCGAGGAUCCCAACGCCUGCUCCAAAAAUUCUUGGACGGUCCGAUUUCUCUCACCUCACUGAGGACGAGUAUCAAUGGUCUGAAGUUAUGAUGAAUAUCAUACAGAAGCUGUUAUUCGUCGCGGUUGGAGAGAAGUCUGAUGCUUGGCACACACCAUUGAACAGUAGCAGUAGUAAAUCGUCAGUCAAUGUCUUCGUCAAAGCACAAGUACCUAUAGACGACGGCAUGUAUAUUUAAUGUAAAGAAAUCGUCAUUUGGGUGAUUGAUAGAUAAAUCAUCAGGCAAUCUGCGCGACCUGAAACCUCUUG
This is a messenger RNA of Lentinula edodes (shiitake mushroom), 1015 nucleotides long. RefSeq lists its product as uncharacterized. NCBI's taxonomy places the organism in Eukaryota, Fungi, Basidiomycota, Agaricomycetes, Agaricales, Omphalotaceae. The record is from RefSeq and is a predicted model, not a curated record. The transcript has 5 exons. The coding region runs from base 84 to 944 and encodes 286 amino acids.